AUGUCGUAUCAACCGUAUUCAGUUUUGGUAACUGGUGGCUGUGGAUUUAUUGGCUCUAAUUUCAUCAAUUCUGUGUUUCAAAAAUGGCACAUGACAAGAUUUGUUAACAUCGAUAAAUUGACAUAUGGAAUUCGGGAAACAAAUGUUGCUGCUGAGGUUCGACAGUCAAAUCGUUACAAAUUUUUUAAAGGAACAGUUAGAGAUAUUGAUUUACUGCUCUGUUUGCUCCGAGAUUAUCAGAUCGAUACAAUCGUACAUUUUGCCGCAGUGACACAUGUGGAUGAAUCAUAUAUUGACCGGAUUGGUACCAUUGAAGAAAAUGUAAUGUCAACGACAGUGUUGCUGGAAGCGGCUGCACUUCGAUACAAUGGCAUAAAGCGACUUCUACAUAUCAGCACUGAUGAAGUUUACGGUGAAUCAGAAGAGGGAAGCACACCAAAAGUGGAAUACUCAUUGCUUAAUCCGACGAAUCCCUACUCGGCUAGUAAAGCAUGUUGCGAGAUGAUUCUUAAAGCUUACUGGCACUCCUACAAAAUACCGUUUGUAAUGGUUCGCAUUAACAAUAUUUAUGGGCCAAAACAAACUCUAUCGAAACUAAUUCCAAAAUUUAUAUCGUUGGCAGUGGAAGGAAAACCGUAUCCACUAAUGGGUGAUGGAAUGCACACAAGGAGCUGGAUCUAUGUAGAUGAUUGUACAGAUGCAAUCAGACGUGUAUGUGAAAUAGGCAGAAUUGGUGAAAUUUAUAAUAUUGGAACAGAAUUCGAAAUCACCAAUUAUGAUGUCACCAUGCUGAUUCAUCAAACUGGUGAACAGCUGUCGGUAGUCUAUUUGGCCAAAGCUGGGGUAUUGUUUCAGAGAGUCCUGUAUCUUCCCUUUCGGGCUCUUCUGUUGCGGAAACCGGUGGGUCUUGGUAUGGACUUCAAUUGCCUUAGGUUAAAUAGCCUCACAUCGGAUGUAAAUGCCAUUUUUCUGGUCAAGGUGUGCCGUGGCUCUUUAGAGCAUCAUGCUGAAAAAGACUUCAGAUGGGAUUACAUCAAUUCAUCUGCUUUGCAGUUUUCAGCUGCUCUAUGGCUUAUGAUUCUUUCCCACACUGGGGGAUUACGUUCGAUUCAACUUUCACCGGUUGUUGUAUACUAUGCUGAAUUGCUCAGCUUUGGACUAUGCGGUUGA
Messenger RNA from Loa loa (African eye worm), 1170 nucleotides. RefSeq lists its product as hypothetical. The record is from RefSeq and is a predicted model, not a curated record. NCBI's taxonomy places the organism in Eukaryota, Metazoa, Nematoda, Chromadorea, Rhabditida, Onchocercidae. The coding region runs from base 1 to 1170 and encodes 389 amino acids. The transcript has 9 exons. Gene Ontology annotation, molecular function: dTDP-glucose 4,6-dehydratase activity.